This is a messenger RNA of Nicotiana tabacum (common tobacco), 975 nucleotides long. NCBI's taxonomy places the organism in Eukaryota, Viridiplantae, Streptophyta, Magnoliopsida, Solanales, Solanaceae. The record is from RefSeq and is a predicted model, not a curated record.
UUGACAUGCUUAUUUUGGAUUUAUAACAGUUGCUCAAACUCUAAGAACACAAUAUAUAGAGAAUUAACUGUCUUUCUUUGUGAGAAUUUGAUAUAAUGUCUGGUCUUUUGCCAGGUGUCAUUUUCCACCCUUCGCAAGGACUCACUCAAUGUUCUAGAUUUCAUAGAGAGCUUAAAGAAUAAAGAAAUUCAAAAAGUUGUUGACGCAGAUCUAAUUGAAAAGCUGAUAUUGGAGUUUGACUUCCUCCUCCUGAAUCUCCAUCAUCUUUCCAAGUAUCAUGUUAAUCAACUUUCUUCAUUCAUGACCGAAUAUGAGAUUCUUCAGAAUGUUUGUGGCAACAUAAGGCAUUUCCACGAGUUGAUAGUGAAUGGUUGCGUUGGGCAUGAGAUUGCUGAAUAUGUCUUACCUCAGUUUCAACUAAUGGCUGAGAGAGUAGGACGCUUCCUAUGGAAAAAUCAAAUUGGUGGACACUCUCGACUCUACAAGCUAGCACAUCUAUUCUUGGAGAUUAUUCCAACUCAGUUGGAGGUUAUGCACAUAUGUCAUACAAAUUUGAAAGCUUCAACAUCAGCAGAAGUUGGACGCUUUAUUAAGCAGCUCCUAGAAACCUCUCCGGAUAUUCUUAGAGAAUAUCUAAUUCAUCUACAAGAGCACAUGAUAAAUGUUAUUACUGCUAGCACUCCAGCGGCCCGAAACAUUCAUAUCAUGAUAGAGUUCCUAUUAAUCAUUCUUACUGAUGUGCCUAAGGACUUUUUUCAUAAUGGCAAGUUGUUUAAAUUCCUAGCACGUAUCGGAGCACUUACCAGGGACGUAUCAGCUAUGGCUCGCAACUUAGAAGAGAAAUCAAAGAAUGCAGAGAGUACCAAUGAAACAAACAGUGCAACUCUAGGCUUGCUCGAAAAUAUUGAAGUCCUGAGGAGAGAACUCAAAAAUGUUUACCUGAAAACCCCAGACUCAUCUCAACUCUGCUUUCCC